This is a messenger RNA of Lasiodiplodia theobromae, 1266 nucleotides long. Its product is annotated as Fungal specific transcription factor domain protein. The record is from RefSeq and is a predicted model, not a curated record. The coding region runs from base 1 to 1266 and encodes 421 amino acids. Gene Ontology annotation, biological process: DNA-templated transcription. Gene Ontology annotation, molecular function: zinc ion binding; DNA binding; DNA-binding transcription factor activity, RNA polymerase II-specific. Lineage: Eukaryota; Fungi; Ascomycota; Dothideomycetes; Botryosphaeriales; Botryosphaeriaceae. Gene Ontology annotation, cellular component: nucleus. The transcript has 2 exons.
AUGGCCGACCAGCAGUCCGACGACCGCGCUCGCCCCUACAAGAGCCGGAGCAAGCGCCCCUGUGACUUCUGCCGCUACAAGCGAGCCGCCUGUCUGCUCGCCGCCGCCCCGCCGUGCGAGCUGUGCAGCCGCUACGGCCGGCCAUGCACUUUCCUCGAGAAUCCCGCCAAGCGCAGGAGGUGCAACCCAGACCACGACACCGACAUUGACCUCGCCCACACCGACGCCGCCGUCUCGCCUGUCGCCGCCUCUCCCGAUUCCUCGCGACCGCACAGGAGUCCCCCAGAGCUAGCCCCACCCCUCGCCUCUGACUCCGCGCCCGAUCCUUCUCAUGAGCCCCCAUCGCUGGAUGCCGGAUCCAGUCACAAUGCGCAGAUCGUCGGCCUGAGCGGCGAGGCGGAUCCCUAUCUCUUGCGUCUCUACCGCUUUGACACCAACGACCAGUGUUCCUUCCAGCAGCUGAGCAUAAGGAAUGUGGGAUUGAGUGACGGCGUGCCGGUGCAGUUCAUGGUGCAAGACAACUCCCUGGCCAGCAAAGCACAACCAGGCGACUUUGGCAAGAGCGUGUCCGCUAUCCGAGCCGAGGUCACAGGAAUGGUAGAGGAUGCCGUGGGGAAGAGGCUCAUUAGAUUGUUCUUCCGCUAUGUCCAGCCAUACUUUCCAGUCCUGUCGUACGAGCGCAUUGUUCGAACUAUGGAUUGCGAUCCCAGCACUAUUCCCACUUGCCUAUUGGCUGCAAUCUACGGUCAUGCGCUGCCGUUUUGUGUCUUUGAUGACAGACUCUGCGUUGAGGUCUACAAGCCUCCGUCUUCAGACGAUCUGUUCCAGCUGGCCUGGCAAUCUGCACUCCCUCAAUAUCACACCCCAUCCUUGUCCGUAGUUCAGACCCUUUUGCUCCUUGUGCAGCGGCGACCAACAAAUCGACACGUGGCCGACACCCCUUUUAAGUGGACCAUGAUGGCCGAGAUAUUCGCUCUGGCCCAAACGCUGGGGCUCAACAUUGAUCCUUCGAACUGGUCUAUCCCGCACUGGGAGAGAAGGCUCAGACGACGUCUUGCAUGGGCGGUAUACGUCCAGGACAAGUGGCUUAGCCUAAACUUCGGACGGAGUUCGCAUAUUCAGAUGGAUGACUGGGAUGUUGAGCCCCUGAGUCAGGACGACUUUGACAGUUCAGAUUCUCCCACUCAAUCCGUUCUCUGUGAACACUUCCUACAUUUGGUAUCUCUCACGCAGAUCGUUGCCCAGAUACAGUCGAAUCUGUUGUAA